AGAGGUCCUGUGUGUGCGCAGGGAGGGGCUGAGAGGAAGAGAAGAGCGAGUGGGUGGGAUCUAGACACAGGCUGGAGUAGAGAGCAUCCCUGACCGAGGCUCGGCUAACGGCUAGAAAAGCGCCUCCAGACUGAUGCUGAGUCAGGUACAGGUGGAGUCACAUCCUGUUUGGCUUGGACCCUCCAGAAAUCAUGGAGGAGCUGGAACAUACCUGUCCACUGCCACGAACGGAAGAAGCUCUCACCGGGUAUUCCCUGAAAGGACAGAUGGUCACCAUUGUCCCAAAGAUCUCAAAAGUCAAUGGAAGACUCUUAUAGAGCCAGCCUUAUUUACCCCCGAGACGAGUUGUAAGUGUCGGGCGCCACACGAGAAGUUGACUGUAGAGCAAGCUCGACUUGGAACGCCUGUAGACCGACCGGUGCGAAUCUAUGCAGAUGGCAUCUUCGACCUUUUUCAUUCUGGACACGCUCGUGCCCUGAUGCAGGCUAAGAAUCUGUUCCCAAACGCCUACCUUAUAGUUGGAGUAUGCAGUGAUGAACUCACUCACAAGUUCAAGGGUUUCACCGUAAUGACAGAAGACGAGCGGUACGAGGCGUUGAGACACUGCCGCUAUGUCGAUGAGAUUUUGCGUGAUGCGCCCUGGACUCUUACCCCAGAUUUUUUAGAAAAACACAAGAUUGACUUUGUGGCGCAUGAUGACAUCCCAUACUCCUCUGCUGGAUCUGAGGACGUGUACAAGCAUAUUAAGGAGGCAGGUAUGUUUGUGCCCACUAAAAGGACAGAAGGGAUCUCAACGUCCGACCUGAUCACCCGGAUCGUGAGAGACUAUGACGUGUACGCUAGACGCAACUUGCAGAGGGGCUACACCGCUAAAGAACUGAAUGUCAGUUAUAUUAAUGAAAAGAAGUACCGUCUGCAGAAUCAGGUGGACAAGAUGAAAGAGAAAGUGCGGACAGUGGAGGAGAAGUCCAAGCACUUUGUAUAUAAAGUGGAAGAGAAGAGCCAUGAUCUUAUCCAAAAGUGGGAGGAGAAAUCACGAGAGUUCAUCGGGAACUUCCUGGAGCUAUUCGGCCCAGAUGGGACAUGGAAGCAGAUGUUUCAGGAUCGUAGCGGACGCAUGAUCCAGGCGUUAUCUCCGCGCGGUUCACCCAGCAACAGCCCACCAAGGGAAUUUUCCCCAUCCCGCUCCCCGUCACCCCCCUCCCGCUGGGCCAUGCCCAGAACCUCACCGCCCUCGUCCCCGAAGGGUGCUUCAGCCUCCAUCAGCAGCAUGAGCGAGGGAGACGAGGAUGAGAAGUAAAAAGUGGCCCAUCGCACACAGAAUAGACUGCACUUUACCCAUUCACACGUCACAUACAUAACACACACUGGCAGCAAUGACAGGUCAAUUACCCUCAUGGGAAAAAUUUAAAGUACUGUACACAGCGCAGGGUUGUUGAAGUCCUGUUUAGUUGUGCUGGUAUUACAGCAAAAAAAAGCCAUUGCAGCCCUGAACAGAUCCUGAGAGGAGAUUUAUUAAACGGGGGGGAUUCACUGAAUAAAUUGUGGCCACAUUUGAACAAGCUGUGUGUGCUUUUCGCACCCAAAUCCCUAAAAAUGAAUGCAAAUCAACAAGGAUAUCAGUAUAAAAUAGUUUUUUUUCUGUUGAUAAUAUUAGAAUUUGUUGGAUAUUUAAUAGUGUGUGCUCACUUCCCGUGUUUUUAAAUUGUAAUUACCUUUGUCAUUAUCUAACACACACUUAAAGUUCAUAUUUAACGCAAUAAUAAUGUCAUAACUUAACGUAAUCUUAAGCAAAUCUCAAAAUAAAUGUCCAUUUGUCAUACUGUAAUGAUAAAAUGAAGUAUAGAUUAGAGUUAGUAUCAGUUAUCAGCUUUAACAAGAAAACAUUAUGAUUUGCUUAUUUUAAGUUUACUUUAAUUAGGUUAAUGACAGAGUAGAGGCCGAAAAAAGUGCGGUUAGUGAAAUAGACACUGAAAUACUGAGCGAAAGUGCCACAAGUUUAGUGAAUUCACCCCAAACGUUUAAAAGGAUGAGGACUGAUUCUGUCGUCUAUUGCUCAGGACUGCCCUACUGUAACAUACUGUACAUACACCAAUCCCUGUUCCUUGUUUUCAAGAUAAACGAUGUCUGAUCCACCUCAUGAAUAUGUAUCAGUGCACCAAUGAGGAGGCCGCUAGCAUUCGCUAACUUGUCUGUGCAUGAAUGUGUUUAAUUCUCAUUAACAGUCAUUAACUUGUGUUACUGCAGCCACAAAAUAAAGCAAUUUCUUUGCACAUGAAGUGGUACGAUCAAGAAUUGUCUUAAGAAUAAUACAGCCAAACGUUCUAGUAGCUUUUAGAUAAAUGGUAAUAAAAUGAAAAAAAAAAAGAGGGAUAUCACA
Pimephales promelas (fathead minnow) is the source of this 2380-nucleotide messenger RNA. RefSeq names its product phosphate cytidylyltransferase 1B, choline a (gene pcyt1ba). Lineage: Eukaryota; Metazoa; Chordata; Actinopteri; Cypriniformes; Leuciscidae. Gene Ontology annotation, molecular function: phosphatidylcholine binding; choline-phosphate cytidylyltransferase activity. The record is from RefSeq and is a predicted model, not a curated record. Gene Ontology annotation, biological process: CDP-choline pathway.